This is a messenger RNA of Homalodisca vitripennis (glassy-winged sharpshooter), 5716 nucleotides long. RefSeq names its product elongin-C (gene EloC). Gene Ontology annotation, cellular component: elongin complex. Lineage: Eukaryota; Metazoa; Arthropoda; Insecta; Hemiptera; Cicadellidae. The record is from RefSeq and is a predicted model, not a curated record. Gene Ontology annotation, molecular function: protein-macromolecule adaptor activity. Gene Ontology annotation, biological process: ubiquitin-dependent protein catabolic process. The transcript is spliced from 4 exons. Bases 142 to 501 code for a protein of 119 amino acids.
UAACAGAUUGGACAAAGCCGUCUUAAUCACAGCGCUGUACUGGAUAUGUAUGGCCUUGGCUUAACAGGAAGUAAAAAUAUUUUGGUACCAUUGGGUGUUUGUUACUGUUGAAGGACAUAAAAUUAGGUGUCAUAAAAUACAAUGUCCGACAUGAAUGAUGAUAAAAAGGAGGAGGAGAAGAUCUUUGGAGGAUGUGAAGGCCCUGAUGCUAUGUAUGUUAAACUAAUAUCUUCAGAUGGACAUGAAUUCAUCGUGAAAAGGGAACAUGCUCUGAUGUCAGGCACAAUCAAAGCCAUGCUUAGUGGACCGGGACAAUUUGCUGAAAAUGAAACUAAUGAAAUUCACUUCCGAGAAAUACCAUCACACGUACUCCAGAAAGUCUGUAUGUACUUUACUUACAAAGUGCGCUACACCAACAGCUCUACUGAAAUACCAGAGUUUCCGAUUGCUCCCCAGAUCGCACUGGAACUACUAAUGGCAGCCAAUUUCCUAGAUUGCUGAACUGAUUUUUAAAUUUAAUUUAAUUUCUUAUUUCUUUAUUGGACAGUACUUUAUUUAUUUUUCCCUUACUCACUGUGAAAUGGUAGACGUUUCAUAAUUUUGUAAAAUUAUUUAUAUUUAAAUUGUCACUAAUAAGAAGGCCUUUAUAAUACUAAUAAUGGAUAUUGUAGUGUAUUUUGCAAUAAUAUAAUGUGUACAUUGAGUUUAUUCAGCAGUCUUAUUUAAGUUCUUAUUUAUUCAAAGAAUGUUGUGGUGUUCAAGGUAUCAUAUUAUGAAAUAAAAAAUAUUUUUUUAAAUUAAAUUUUAACAGUGUAACUUAAGUUUGAUAAAUUCCAUCAGUUUGUAUAUAUAAGUUUAGUUGUGUUUGAAUUAUAGACAGUAAUUAGAAAUAUCUCGGUAAUGUUAUUGUUUGCUAACGUAAUAGUCUAGUGGGAACAUCGAAAUAUUGAACAAAAUCUUCAGUAAACAUACACCAAAAUAUCAUGCCACAAAUCUUUUUCAACACAAAUUUGGUAAAAAGCAAAAUUGAAUUAAAAAUAAAGUAUGAAGCAUUUAAGUUUUAGUAUUAUUACUAUCAUAGCUGUUAUGUGAUGUAUAAUAUAUUUGUAUUUUAAGUAAUAAAACUGACAGUUACCCUUUGGUACUAAAAAAAACCAAUAUUUUCUUAAUUGAAAUUUAAGUAAUGUAACAAAAUUAUAAUCUACAUUUGGCUCCUUAGACUAAUGCAAACUUCUUUCACUCUCCUUGCUUCAUUUUCCAAAGUGAAUAAAUGUUUAUACUAAUAUUUUAUUUAUGUUAUAUCAUAGAUUGUAUACAUAUGCUGCCAUUGGAGUUACUUGGCCAAUUCCAUAGAAUAGAUUUUCACACAAUUAAUACCAAAGGGUUGAAGUACUAUUAUACUAUAUGAUAAAAAAAUCAAUUUGUAUGUAAAUACUAAUCAAAAAGUCUUUGUUUGAAUAUUUAAAUAUUUCUUUUAUUAUCUAAGGACAUUAUUUUUGUUUACAUUGAUUCCCUUAUGAUUGACUUGACUGAACAUUUCAAUAUCUACUAUUUUUUAUAGACUAAUAACUUUAUUUUUGUUCUAUUAUUAUUGACUUAAGUUUAACUAAUAGUUCAUCUGUUCAGUCAUCAUAAUUUAUUUCUUAAAACAUCAUCAUUUUUAUAUUACAUUAUUGAACAUUGAUAUUAAUUUACUUGAGAUUUUAACAGUCAUUGGAGUCGAUGUUGUGUUUAGUGUUGAAUUGAUGGAAUCAUUUUUGAUAGCUGAACUGCUGCUCUCUGAAGGGUGAAAUAACUUGUGAGCCUAACAUAAAAAAGUAACAGCUUUGAACGUAACAUUUCCUGUGUUUUCUGGUUGUGUGCUUAUUCAUAGAUUGUGGUAUAAUACGGCUAUGAGUUACACCUCUUACUGCAUUCAUUGGUUUUGUUUUGAUUUAACUGCUGUGUCGUGUACCUAUGAGAGGAUUUUAUAUAACCUGAAUGUUCUGUAAAUAUAAGGAUGUUCUUUGUUUACAUAGGUUUAAUUUAACGGGUUGUCGUAUGAAUGAAUGGAUUUUAUAUUUAAAAUAAUGUAGUAUUACUGAUUGUCACAUUUCACAUAUUAAAUUAGUAAUGUGCAGUUGCUCAGUUUUGAAAAAAAACUUAUUUUUGUUAUUGAUUUUGUUUUAAGUACAUUUGUUUUAGAAAUAUAUUGCGUUUGUGCUUAAUUUCCCUUAAAAUACUGUAGUACUGUAGCUAUCAUUAUUUUUAACUAUCAUAUUUGAGUUAAUGUGUUAUGGUUUCAAAAUAAUUCUGAAAGUUUACCAACUUUUAUAAUAAUUUCUAAAUUACGUGAUUGAGAUAGAAAGUAACGGCAACACUUACCUGUGUUCUGUUAGCUCAAAAAUCUGUAGAUAUGUCAUACAAGGUGUUUCUAAAAGCAUGAAAAACGUCAUGAAUGCAUAUUUUAGAGUUCAGCACAAGUUUUACAUCUUCACUGCUGCUCUUUCCAAGUGAGACCAACUACUGCCCCUACCUUUCUGUGCCACAAUGCAUCUUCCGCAGUCAGCGUGUUAAUUUAUAUAUAAUGUUUAAUAGUCAGAAAGUAACUUUUAAGCUGCACAAUUUAGCUUACAAAAAUUGUUUUAUAUACGAAAAAAACCAAAGAUAGAUUUUUCUGUAUUUGUGCCUUCCACCACCCAAAUAAGAUUCAACCACUUUUAUUCAGUAACAAUAUUCUCAUAGUCAUCUAGUAAUACAAUAUAAAUUAUUACCAAAUUCAAUUAGAAAAUGGUAACACAAGUUUCAUGUAAGAGUUCGAUUUAUUAAAGAAUGUAUGUGCAGGAGGUGAGGCGUGGGUCAUGGAAAGAAAUUCAUGAAAUUUUGUGCAAAGAAAAGAGAACUGAUUUUCUAAUAUGUGUGCAAUGACUGCAAGUAUCCUCAUUGAAUACCAUCUUUACUACUCCUCUGAGAGGAUAUUUAGAUUCAAACUCAGUUUCCUCAAGAACAAUAUGUCAUAGCAAAAAAUAACUUCCAUGUUUAUUUUUGAGUUCUCAUUACAGAUGUUAUCGCCAAAGAUUAAACUUUUUAAAUUUUAACCUGAGUUUUGCAUCUUUCAAAUUAAGAACUCAAAAAAUACUCAGAUGGUUAAAUGUUUUAUAACCAAAAUGUAGUUACUCACAAAGCAAUCCUUAGUGACAAAUACUUUCAUGCUUUAAUAAUUAUUUUGGUUACAUUAAUAAAAAAUAUUUUGCUAAGUUUAACUUACGAGGUUUUAACUUUGAAAGGUAGCAAUUGCAUAUCAAUGUUCAUAGGUGGAAAGAUACCAUAUUUUAACCACUAAAUAUGCUCCUUAGAGGUUUUACAUGCGUUCAGAAACAUUUACUAUGUAGACUUUGUCCAAGGAAAUAGCCAAUGUUUUAUUUCAAGGAGAAAUUUUUGCUUAUUACUGUUGCUCAAAAUUGUGCAAAUAGAUACGUUAUAUUUCCUGGAAGAAUAAAAAAUUAAGUGCAUUACCUCUUCAAUGUGUACUGAACCUACUAAAUCUUGUUCAUUUGAACGCUGUGCACCAAAAACCUAAGUAUCUUAUAACAGUAUUUAUUGAGUAGUAAUAUUGUACAAAUUUGAAUUAAUAUCAGAUUUUUAUAUGUAUGAAUUUAUUUAACAAGUUUUACUGCAUGAAAGUAAACAUGUAUAAUUUUGAUAAUAUUACAUUUCAUGUCAAAUCAAUCUUUACAUCAAAUAACAAAUACUAAAAAGAAUUGUUUAGAUACUCCAAACAUUAUUAUACAAAAUUUAUUGUUACUUAACAUUUUAAGUGUAGCUUUAGGUGCUAGACAACUGUGAGUGCACUUAUCAGUCUUAGCCAAGUAGAUCACAGGGAAGUGCUUUUUAGGGUCCAUAGAUGUGAUUGUUAAUUUUUAUUUUACAGUAUUUUAGCACACACUAUAGUAAGAAAUGCUUGUAGAGUAUAAUAAGUAAACAGAAAAUUUAGAAAAAAAUAACUAAACAUUCAUUAUAUAUAUAUAUAUAUUUUUUUUUUUUUUGAAAAAGUAACCAAAUUUAAGUCCCAGCCCAACUAACUUGACUUAUUUAAUAAUACCUAUUUAAAAUUUAUGCAUAAGUGUAUUACAUAUUAAAUGUAUUCAUUCAACUAAAUAUAAUACAUAUAAAAUGUAAACAUUAAUUUUUAGUUGAAUGUAUCAGUUAUUAUAUGCAGUUGAUAUAAUAGAAUUAACUAUUAAAUUUAAAAAUAUCGAAAUAUAAAUAGUGGUUUUACAAAGUAUUUUUAAAAUACAAGGUGUUUCAACAUUUUUUUGUCAACACUUUUGGGAAUAGUUUUUGUUGAUAUAUGGGGUUUGUCAGGAAAGUACCAAUAUCCAACAUUGUGCUUUAGUCUGAAGACGAGUCCAUACUAAAACUCAUCUUUACAUCAUUAUCAUCUUUUUCUUUUUUGUUAAGAUAAGUCACUAUAGAAAUUAUGGUGUUUCUUUUCAAACACUUUCCUUCAUGAGCUACUAACUUUUAUUGCAACUCUUCUUCCUCUUCCAAAAACUCUUUAUAAAUUAGUCUUCGAAGAUAGCUUACAUAAUCUUCUUUGCAUUUUGUUUAACAUUUUGCAUAAUGAAAGCUUCCUACAUAUGAUUUUUUAUUUCUAGGAAGAACAAAAAUCAGAAAGAGUUAUAUCUAGACUGUAGGAAUGCUGUAAAUUAAUUGCCAUAAUUUACUAACAUAAUGUUUAGUAUGAUUGGGUGAAUGAGCCAGUGCAUUGUCAUUUUCACAAAGAACUGAUAAGAUUGAAUUAAUAAGCCCAAGUAUGUUGUCAUGAUUCUCCUAGAAAAGCAAAAGAUUAAAUGAAUGAUCCAAUGUGUUAUAAUGUUUCACCAAGAAAUCUUGUAGAAAUUGGUUAAUGAGCCAAUUGUUUUUUCCUAAAGUCACUUCUUUGGAAAUGUAAGAAAUUGAAUUAAUGAAUCAAUGCAUUCACACAUAAAAAUGUAUAAAUUGGUUGAAUGAAUCAGAAUAUUGUUAUUUUUUAUCAGAAAAUGUUGGAUAAGAUUGAAUGACUGCGCCAACAUUAUUUUAGGGUAAUUUUUGUUGUAGCUGUUUUAUUUAUAACAAUCCAAAAACUAUCUCUUAAAGUUUUGACAUUAAAUUCAGAAACACUUGCAUAUUAUACAUUAUGUUAUGCUUAUACAAUUUUAAAAUGUUGUAGUUUGAUUUACCAUAUAGUUAAGUAUUUGUAUCAUUUUCAUAUUAAGGAUUAUUUUAUUGAAGGCAUUUUCAAUUGAUUACUGUAUGGCAAAAUUAAUUUCAGUUGCCUUUCGUAAUUAGUUACUACUCUUUGUUAACCUCUGGACCCUAAAUAAAAAUUCUAACACAUGCUUGACAUUACUAGCUAAUAUCAAUGUCAUUAAUGAAAUUCAAUUUAGUAUGCAUAAGAUUCCAUAAGCUUUACACAAAUUCUGCUGUUUCAUCCAUCUAUUUAUUAUUAAUGGAGUGUUAAAAUAGAAAAUUUUAUGAAGAGGAAGAUUUUUACGUUCCAUUUGUAUUAUGUAAUAACAUGUCUGUGUACAUUAUAAUUACUUUGUUGUAAAAAGUUCACAAGUUGAUUUCAGACAUUGUUGCAAAGGACUUUUUUUGUUUGUUCUCGUACUCCGAAAUAGAGUAGAGUAGGGGAGUUUUUCUGUGAUACAGCUAUAUUUAAUGGUCAUAUAAAUAAUAAAAGGUCUUAACUAUA